Molecule: messenger RNA, 6220 nt
Organism: Artibeus jamaicensis (Jamaican fruit-eating bat)
Lineage: Eukaryota; Metazoa; Chordata; Mammalia; Chiroptera; Phyllostomidae
Gene: PLCXD3
Product: phosphatidylinositol specific phospholipase C X domain containing 3
Exons: 3
Coding region: 176-1141 (321 amino acids)
Biological process (GO): lipid metabolic process
Cellular component (GO): synapse
Molecular function (GO): phosphoric diester hydrolase activity
Source: RefSeq, a predicted model, not a curated record
GGGAGCAUGGGGUGUUUGGAAUAAUUAUUAAAAUCCGCGUGUGUCUGCGCCAUCCUGUGGGUGUGGCGCAGAGCAGAGUGUAAACUCUAGCGGGGCUGGAGCAAACAUUGGAUUAGCGGCAGCCGCCUGCCAGCCUGCCCGAGGAGUGCGGGGACCGCGGCACGCCACCGGCACCAUGGCCUCGUCUCAGGGGAAGAACGAGCUGAAAUUCGCCGACUGGAUGGCAACUCUACCCGAGAGCAUCCACAGCAUCCCCCUCACCAAUUUGGCCAUCCCAGGAUCUCAUGACUCCUUCAGUUUCUACAUUGAUGAAGCCUCUCCAGUGGGCCCUGAACAGCCAGAAACUGUCCAGAAUUUUGUCUCUGUUUUUGGAACUGUGGCCAAAAAGCUGAUGCGGAAAUGGUUAGCCACUCAAACGAUGAACUUUACAGGUCAGCUAGGAGCUGGGAUCCGUUACUUUGAUCUUCGAAUCUCCACCAAGCCCAGAGACCCCGACAAUGAACUCUACUUUGCUCAUGGCUUGUUCAGUGCCAAAGUCAAUGAAGGCCUAGAGGAGAUCAAUGCAUUCCUCACAGAUCACCGUAAGGAGGUAGUGUUCUUGGACUUCAAUCAUUUUUAUGGGAUGCAGAAAUACCACCAUGAAAAGUUGGUCCAGAUGCUGAAGGACAUCUAUGGCAAUAAAAUGUGCCCGGCCAUUUUCGCACAGGAAGUCAGUCUCAAGUACCUGUGGGAGAAGGACUACCAAGUGCUGGUCUUCUACCACAGUCCCGUGGCUCUGGAGGUGCCCUUCCUCUGGCCUGGGCAGAUGAUGCCUGCUCCCUGGGCCAACACCACAGACCCGGAAAAACUGAUCCAGUUUCUGCAGGCGUCCAUUACAGAGAGAAGAAAGAAGGGCUCGUUUUUUAUAUCUCAGGUGGUGCUGACACCCAAAGCAAGCACUGUGGUCAAAGGGGUGGCCAGUGGCCUCAGAGAGACCAUCACGGAAAGAGCUCUCCCUGCCAUGAUGCAGUGGGUCCGCACCCAGAAGCCAGGCGAGAGUGGCAUCAAUAUCGUCACUGCCGAUUUUGUAGAACUUGGUGAUUUCAUCAGCACCGUCAUAAAGCUCAACUAUGUCUUCGAUGAAGGAGAAGCCAACACUUGAUAGUACUGUUCUGAGCAUUCACGAGUAAGAUAGAGAAGACACACCGUAUUAGGCAUAUUAUUGACAAACACGCUGAUCUUCCUAUUCCACUGAGUCUCGGCGGGAAUUGGGGCUGGUAGUGGGUGGGAAAAGGGGGAAUCCAUUUCUUGAGUGAUGAUUAUCAUAGUCUGCAUUAGUAUAAAUAUUUCAUUUCCCAUUGGAUGAGCAAAACCUACUUCUAGUGUUAGAGGUUUUACAAAAGACCAGUGAAUUUUGUUUUUCAGAAUUAGUCUUCGUAACGUAUAACUUGCAAGUGUGUACUUGAUUGUGUUUCUGGUUUCCACCUAGAUCUCCUAUGCGCUCUCUGAUCCUCUAAUUGAACUUUCCCGCUCCCUCUCUCGUGCUCUCUUUUCAAUCAGUUGCUGGAUGGGACUCAAAACAAUGGGAUGUCCCAACAGAACAUGUAUUACAUUGUUGCACUAAAAUUUAUUUGUUGUGUGGGACUUGGCAUAAUAUUCUGUAGUCAUCUGCAAUUGGGCGAUCAUUGCUAACUUUUGGUCAUGGAAAAUAUGCAAGUCAUUUUCCCUGCAUCAGUAAUAAUUGGAGGCUGUAACCAGUGAUUUUUGUGUUAUGUGAAAAUAAUAGUGUUUCACAGUAUUUCUAUUUAAGGCAGCUAUAAAUAUAGAGUAAACAAUUCUGUGGAAGAACUAUUUGUGCCAACUCUAUAGUGAAAAAUAGGGGUGGGGGAUGGUUGCUAUUUUAACUCAAGAAUCUCUUCAUAAUAGUGCCCUGCAAACAUCUAGUAAAUGAAAAAUUGUGAAUGAGGAGUGUGGUAAAAUCAGAAAACUUUGCAAAGUAAGUGUUUUCUUACAAAAGCUCUCCUAACAAUUCAUGUGAUCUUUUUUAAAAAUGGGAAGAACAGAAAGAGGAAAGAAAUAAAAGAUUGUGCAAGCUUUCUUAUCAAAUAGGAAUUUCCAAUGAUAUAAAUCUAAAUUCCAGAUUUUGAGAAGCAUAUUUCAAGAAGCUUUCAUUUGAGGGUUUUUUUUACCCUUAAAGUUGAAGGAAAAGGAAGGGUGACAGAAGUCAGAACAAUGCUUUUGACCAUGUCCGUGAGAUUUCAAGGAUCUAUGAACCAUCUUCGGCAGAUUCUUAAAUAUGUAUGACCUGAGCAGACUGAAUGAAAACUGAUUUGGCCCUUCUGGGUUCCGUCCUCCCCCAGGGUCAAGGACAAGGCAGAGGGGAAUGUUCCAGUGGCUCAAAGGUUGACAGUCCAGUUGUACAGGGAAGAAAAAUGAUAACUUGACCAUGAGUAUUGUUUCGUCCUUGCUGUCUCUGUGAUAUUUAACAACUCUAAAAUAAUAACCUUUACCUAUUUGCCUCACAGGAAUUUUGUGAGACAUUUAUAAAAAUCUGUAAAAUUCACUGAAAUUCUUACAGUUAUGAAUUAUUUUAUCUUCAUGUUUAGAAAUAAUUACACUUCAGUAGUUUCUUGGGAAAACACAGUCCAUGUAUAGUAGGGCCAUAGAGAAAUAAAAGCAUGCCCUCGGCUUUUAAUUAAUCUAAAUGUCAGCCAUGUGGUUAAAUCUCUUAGACCUAGGCAAGGGAGUUGAUUCCAAGAUUGUGUAUGUCAAGAUUAUAAAUAAUUAAGAGUUGAUAAGAUUAUAAAUGCUCAUUAUCAGAAAAUAUUAUUCAUUAGCAACUGCAGGGAAGAAAAAUACUGUUAAUACUGAAUAGAAUGCUUAUGAAAAGUGUGUAAGUAUGUGUGGCAGACCAAGUAGCAUGCAUAUACACACAACAGAUAUGUUCUGCAUUCCAGCGGUGUGUAUGUUUCACCCCCACGAUGUGUCAUUACAUACCCACCCCUGUGCAGGCAGAGACACACAAACACACACAAACACAUGCAGACAUGGACAGACACAGUCAAAUUCUUCUUUUCAGUGGACAACAUUGGUAAUAUUAAGUAAUUUAAUUUUCAGACUGUGAGACCCUUAACAAUAUAUGAAAAACAGUGGGGAGACCUUUGAAAGUAGAGUUGCUGAUCAUAUUCAGAUAUUUUUGUAAAGAUAAUCUAGCUUGGAACUAAAUUAUUUGCAAAGAUAGUUUUCUUUUUGCUUUGUAGUUUUAUUGUCUUUUUAUCCCUUUUACUUGUUCCGUGUGUACAGCUGAACAGGGAUCCUUUUUAAAGGACUGUGGAUUGUUGAAAUUUAUGUCCUGUAAACUUGCUUUUGGGGCAGAUUUUCUCUCUGACUAUUCAUUAUUUAUCAUUCCUCAGGAGGAUCUUUAGCCAAGCACACUUGAAAUGACACAAUGAUUUAACUUAUAAAUAUGGCAGGAAACAGAUAUUUCCACAUACUCAUGGAAAAUGAAUAAAAUACAGAGGUAACUAUGUUGUAUUUUCUUGAACUUAGAUGCUUUCUUAUAAAGUUUGCUUAGAGUUAGCUUUGUUGUAUUUGUCAUUUUGGUGCUGGAAGAAAAACAAACAUGCUGAAGGAUUAAACUAAUUGUGCAAUUUCUUAACUGGAGAAAGUUUUCUAUUGCCGCUAAUGAUAUGCACAAAGAAACUUGUUUGACAAAUGGUACUUUCAAGCCAAUGUUAUUGUUUCCACAUGGAUACACAGUACCUACGUAGCAGGCACCGUGAGGAAAGGGACUUGCCUUAAUUUCUAAAGGAGGAAGCAUGCGGAAAUGAACUGUGGGCCUUCCAACUGGGGAGAGUUCACUAGCAGGGAUUCCUUUGAGAGGGGAAUAAAGAGAACAUGCCUAUGGCUGCCUUCUGUUUAUUGGCCCUGCACUGGAGCACACUUUGGGAGCUGGCUGUGGGCCUUAAAUAAAGAGAUGGAAGCGAGGGCUGGGGAGAUGCAAUCAGAGCUUACCCUCUCAGCCUAUGCUUCUUUGUCUUGGCCGGGCACUAUCUUUCCAGACAAGCUAGGGGUCAAGGGCUACAGAGAGGCCCCAAGAUGGUAGGAGAUACUUCUUGGUACACUUUUUGUUUUGCUUGUUUCUUAAGACUUUGUGCCACAAAUUCUGCAAAACAAAAAACAGAAACAAAAUUCAACUUUUACCCAGUCGACAGCAGAAAGUCAAAAGAGUGGAUGGGAUGAGGGAAAAUAUGCCAAGAGUAUCAUUUUUUGGUUUGCUUUCCUGUCCAUCAUGUUGAAGGACCAAACCAAGUGCUCCUGCCAUCAUCAUUUAUGUCUCCCUUAUUACUACACAAUCAUAUGAGGGCAGAGAUGAGGAGGCAUCUUUUAAAAGCCUUAGGAUAUUCUGUAUGAUGACCUCAAUCUUCACUUUCAGCCAUAUUGGGAAAAAUCACUUUUCAUGGAGUGACUCCUAACAGUGAAUGUACUGGAACAUAAAGCGUUUGGCAUGUAUACACCUAUGUGUCUACACACAUGCAAAUACACACUCACACAUUAUUCCGGUUGAAACUGUUACCACUCAACCUAAUUCUGUUGCCAUUUUAACUCUUAAAAUCAAUGCCUCCAAUCUGAGUAGGCACAAACUGAAUUCCAAUAUUAAUUAUUUAAGAAGAGAAAAAUCACUAGAAAACCAAUGAAGAAAAAUGAGACCAUGAUAAAUAAGAAAUGCCUAGCAGUAAUAGUCUCACCACAUUGUCAAUUACCCCUCAAGCUGGUGAAUUGAACGUGGAAUUGAAUAUAAAGGACAAACCAACCAAUCCUGAUCUUUACUUAAAGUUGCUUUAAGUUCUUUGAGGUUCUGACUUAAUUUAGCCAGGGUUAUCUCUUCAGACCCCCCCUUCCCCCAUUUGGCUUUUAGGCUGGAAAGUUGGAAGUCUCAGGAAAUGCAUGUUUUCAUGAGUUUUUCAGUUCUACAGUUUUGCAGGUGCAGGGGCACAGUCUCACUCAUGCCAAUGAGGGCUCCUUAGCCAGAGUGCUCGCCUUUUGACCUGCUAAUGAAACGUAUGCACAGUGCCCCUCAGGAUAUGCUAAACAAGGUUUUGAAAGUCUUUUAUUUUACUGUACUUCAGUCUUUUCCAUUACAAUCGUGACAGAAUAAUGUGAAUGCUGUAUUUGCCAUAACUUAUCAGUGGCUGCUCUGGUCCGUGCAGUUCUACAUGAUGCUCUAAAUUGUUUGUUUCCUUUCCCCCAUGACAAUGGCAAAAUGUUCUGUAUCAUUUGUAAAUUGUGUUGAUUGAGUCUGUUGAUAAUUGUGCAAUUUUUAUUUCAUGCGUGAGACUAUUUUUAGGUAUCAGUUCUACAUGUAUAUUUGUAUGAGUCAAAAGUAUCUGCUUGUAUGUGAUUUGUGUGUAAGCGUAUUGUAUCUUCUAAGAAAAUCAAACUUAUCCUAAAGAAAAAGGGCACAUUAUGACCAGCCUUAAUUCAUUGCCAUUUUUUGUUGUUUUGUUGCAAUUUGGGAUUAAAAUUUAAAGAGAAAUUAUGUCUUUGUUAAAAGUGACUUUUAAACAAUCAUCUGAGGGAUGUACUUCAGAACUUAUCUGAGUUUCCCACAAACCACAGACCACAGUUCAGCUUGGGGAGCACCCCAUGCUUCUCAGAGGUUGCAAACGUCCGUUAACUCAUUAAACCCAUAGUCAUACAAUGCGAUUAAAGUCGCACUUGUUUCUAUCACCAACAGAGCCAGCUCACCUCUGAAGCUGCUCUUCCAAACAUAGAACCCAUUUUGCUUAGGAAGAUAAGUUGUCCAUGAAAAACAUUGUUUCUGCAAAGCAUGACUUUUUAAAAAUUGGAUCUUCUCUAGAAAGAUGAACUGCCUUGUCUCUCUGAGAGUCGCUAAAGACCUGUCAUCAUGGAGUGGUCCCAACAUGGUUUUCUUUCCAAAAAACAAGCAUGCAACGCUCUUUUGAGUUUUUGCUAGGUGCCCAUGUGUAGUCCAGGAGUAGAAAACUCCUGACUAGUUCGAGCGUCUGCAUCGGUUCUCACGCUCAAGGCAAAAACUCUGUGCCUGGGCCUGGGAUCCCUGGGCCUGGGAUCUGGGUCUAGAAUGUUAAUCUUAUUUCCUCUCUUUCUCCAUUCUCAUUGCUUUUUUCUCCAUAUUUAGGGUUACCAGAUAAAAUAUGCAACACCCAGGGAAAUUUCAAUUUCAAAUAGUAAAUAUUUUUUAGUAUAGAAAUUCCCCAAA